AUGAAAGCUAAGCCUGGGGAACUGAUAUCGCUGAUUGACGCGGAAGCUCCACCUACCCCGCCGCCUUCUCAUGGACAUCCAUUCCUAACGGGAGCAGCAGAUUCACCCGCAACUCCUCUCAGCGUGAAUUCCUCUGCAUCCUCUUCAGUACCAUCCUCAUUGACAUCUGGAAGUUUCUCUAUUCCGAUUUCGGGACCAGAACUUGGUGCAGGUGCUGCAGCACCGGAUCCGUCAUCAGGGGAUUCAUCCUCGUUAUUGGAUCUCAACGUGGACGUAUAUGGAGGCAUGGAUCAGGUGUAUCUCAAGGCAGCUGGCAUGCGCAGCGACUUCACCAUCACGUUUGGCGCUACAGUCAAUUACCAACUUCACAAAUUCCCCCUCUAUUCCAAGACUGACUAUUUUUCCAAACAUGCUGUGGAGGAGGAGAAGAGCAGCUCCAGGCGGAAUUUUGGAGAUCCAGAGAGCUCCGCCAAUGGGAAGCGAGCCCAUCUCGACCUCUCCAACCUCCCAGGCGGAAUUGAGACCUUCAAACUUGUCGCAUGCUUCUGCUACGGCGUUCCCAUUACAAUCACGCCUGAUAACGUCACAGCUCUUUACUGUGCAGCGAUUUACCUCGAUAUGAGAGAUGACCCUCGAGCUGCUAUGUGUGGUGGUCCUUAUGACUGUAACCUGCUUACCCUCGCGUCUCGCCACCUCACCUCGUAUCUCUCUCACCCCCGGGCUGCUCUCACCGUGCUCCGAUCGUGUGAUGCCAGCUCAGCGAUUCGGGCGAGUGCUGAGUCAGCAGGGCUGCUGCAGAGCACUGUGAGCGCGGUGGCUCGAUUGGUGGUGAAAGAAGCGGGGAAAGGUCAUGACGCUUGCGAUGUCGUCUCAGAUGGUGAUGCUGCUGCCACUGCUGUUGCAGCUGGAACAGACAAGGCACACAGGGACGAGAAGACCAAGGAAAAUGUUGCUGAUGGAGUUGCAAGUGAAGUGGAGGGAAAGACGGACUCGACUGGCUCGGUUCCGCUGUGGCUGUCGCCCCAGCUGCUGCAGCUGACCCUCCCCACGUUCGUCCAACUGCAUGCUGCCGUGAGCGCCAUGGGCAUGAGUGCGCUGCAUCUCUGUGCUCUGCUUGAGGCCUACUGCAACACGUGGCUGCCAUUCCCUGUGGACGUCCCAUCCACGUCCACGUCACCAGCAGCCACGUCAGCAGACGCCCAGACCAGUUCCACGUGGAAACCAACCCUAGAAGCAGCAGUCACGCUGCUCUUUGCACUCUUACCAGGGCCCUCCGCUUCAGGGCACGCUGCAAGGGGGGCUGGGGGGCUGCCGUCCAUUCAGCUGCUGGUGCGACUGCUGCGCCUCUGCCCUGAAGUGGAUGCCAGCGAGUCUGCGAAGUCACACUUGCAAAGCAUGAUUGGUUGUCGGAUCACCGAGUGCCAAGUCGACCACCUGCUUCCCCUUCCUCCAUCUGAGAUCCUUGCUCUCCUCGCAAUCUUCACUUCAAGCACUACAAGCACGCCUGCUACAAGCAGUGCUGCUGCAAGCGCUCACUCUGCUGGUUCUCCUGCUGCAGCCGUGGAAGGCUCAGGUUUUGCCAGCCUCUCCCAGGCGGCAUUACUCGUGGAUAACUACUUGAAGGCCAUCUCCACCUCUCCCAGCAUCAGCAGCAUAAGCCCUGACUCCUUCAUAUCCCUUGCAACCGCAGUGCCUCUCGCGCACCGCCCUUCACACGAUGUUCUGUAUGAGGCGGUGGCAGCUUAUCCGGUGGCAGAUGCUGCAUCAUCCACCUCCCUCUGGCCGCCAUCUUUCACCGUGGCAGUGCUGACAUGGCAGAAGCAUCUGCUCGCCAGCCAGGCACAGCAGCUGGUGUCACAAGGGCGGGCGUUGCAGCAGCAGAGGGAGCGGGCAGAGAGGGAGAGGGAGCAGCUGCAGAGGGAGGAGCAGCAAAUGCAGGCAGAGGUGGAGGAUGAGGAGGGGAAAGCCGUUGCUGUGAGGGCAGAUAUCAGGCAGGAGACUCACGGGCUUACUCAGGCUUUGGUGCAGGUGCGAUCAAGCAUAUCCGAUUUGGAACGAGACCUGAGUGUGGCACUCGAAUCCGAAGCGCGCCUUAAGGGCGGCACCACCGCCCUGUCAUUACCCUCCUUCCCUAUGCUCUGGUUUGUGCAGAAGCCAAUAUCUUUCUUCCGAAAGCUUUUUCAGAGGUCUAGCCAACGUGCUAAUUAG
Closterium sp. Yama58-4 is the source of this 2208-nucleotide messenger RNA. NCBI's taxonomy places the organism in Eukaryota, Viridiplantae, Streptophyta, Zygnematophyceae, Desmidiales, Closteriaceae. The record is from the annotation of a GenBank genome assembly.